UUUUAAUGGAAGUGUCACGUUUAUUGUAUGUAAAUCGCACCUCUCCCGGUCUCCCCCGCCAUCUCCGAUCACCGAGAUUUCCAUUUUCCAUUUGAUUUGUUUUUGGUCGGCAAAAUUGAAAUUACUCCCAGCACACGGCGAAAUCGGCAUUUCGUUUUUCAUUUUUGGGCUUUCCGAUGCGGAGGAUCGCCGAUUGAAUCGAUUUGGUGGAGAAUAUUGAUGAGAACAUUUCGCAAAUGCUCGAGGAUUUUGAUCCUCUGUAUGCUCUGUGUUAUUUUUGUUCCUGUUUUUUUACUGUCGUACAGGCUCAAACAUAUUAAAUCCGAUGUUUAAUUUGAUUCGUGUANAAGACUUCGUUGAAGAUUUAUCGAUCAUACAUUGUGUGUUUUACGUGAACAUGGUGUUGAUUGUGCUGUGUUUUGUGCUUUUAGAGUUCAUAUCAGUUUUGUAUUCAAAUAUGUCGUGCAAAGUGCAAACAUUGAAACACAGAACGGAUGCGCAAAUACUAAAUGCAAUACAACAGGAAGGGGAAGGUUUGAAAGAACCCCCUCUGGUGGUGUACAAAGAAGAAACCCAUAAUUCUCCAGUUAAUCCUAGUUAUAGUGAGGAUACAACUUCUGGUGAAGUUAGGAAUGCUGCAAAUGAUGCUGACUUGUUGGAAAAUAUUGGUUGUGAUAUGUACUGUUUGUCUGAUCUGGUUUCAAGUUCAGCAACUAGACAUGAUACUAGUGAAAGUGGCCAGAAAAGACAGCAAGAAGAGUUGGCCGUAUCUGGGGCAAGGGAAGAGUCUCACAAAGACAAGACACAGCUUAAUCGGGUUGUACGGAGUAGGUCGGGAGCUUUGGAAGAAAAGGUGAAAGAGAUGAAAGACCAAGUGAUCAGGGCCAAAGCUUACUUAAAUUUCAGACCAUCAAAUAGCAGUUCUCAUAUUGUGAAAGAGUUAAAACUACGAAUGAAAGAGGUUGAACGAGCCAUGAGUCAAUCCUCCAAAAAUUCUCAUUUAUCUAGGAGUUCUGUACAGAAGAUGAAAGCAAUGGAAGCUACAUUGUUAAAAGCAAGUCGUAUUUACCCUGAUUGUGCUGCAAUGAUUAAGAAGCUUCGAGCCAUGACUCAUAAUGCCGAGGAGCAGGUUAGGUCACAGAGGAAUCAAGAAACUUUUCUUAGAGGGCUGAGUGGGAGAACCAUCCCGAAAGGCCUGCACUGCCUCUCUAUGAGAUUGACUGCGGAGUAUUUUUCCCUGGACUCUAAGGAGAGGGAGUUCCGUCACAAAAAUAAACUACAAAAUCCUCAUCUCUAUCAUUUUGCUGUUUUCUCUGACAACAUAUUGGCUUGUUCAGUUGUUGUGAACUCAACCGUCUCAAAUGCCAGGGAGCCAGAAAAGUUGGUAUUUCACGUGGUAACUGACUCCCUUAACCUUCCGGCAAUGUCGAUGUGGUUCUUACUAAACGCUCCCAGCAAAGCUACUGUUCACGUGGAAAGCACGGACGGUUUUCAAUGGCUAACCACCAAAUACAACGUGACUCUACAGAGGGAAGGUUCUAUUGAUCCUCGAUAUACUUCUGGGUUGAACCACCUCCGAUUUUAUUUGCCGGAUGUUUUCCCAAAUCUGAAUAAAAUCGUUCUUCUCGAUCAUGAUGUGGUGGUUAGAAAGGAUUUAACGAGGCUGUGGAGCAUUAGCAUGAGGGGCAGAGUAAAUGGUGCUGUGCAGACUUGUAGGGAAGGAGAACCUUCUUUUCGCCGCAUGGACGUGUUUGUCAAUUUCACAGACCCCUUAAUAGCUGAUAAAUACGAUGCCACCUCAUGCACGUGGGCUUUUGGGAUGAACUUAUUUGAUCUUCCGGAAUGGAGACGGCGAAAUUUAACUGGGGUCUAUCUGAAGUACCUUCAUUUGGCUAAUAAGAGGCCAAUCUUGACAGAAGGAAGCUUGCCCAUUGGUUGGCUCACGUUCUACAAACACACGCUUGCUUUAGAUAAUCAGUGGCAAGUCUUAGGGUUAGGGCAUGAUUCUAGUGUGAGGCAGGACAAUAUAAAUCGAGCCUUUGUUUUGCAUUUUGAUGGGAUUCAUAAACCGUGGUUAGAUAUUGGGUUCGAGAGAUACAAGCAUUACUGGAGAGAACAUGUCAAAUACGAUCAUCCAUACCUGCAACAAUGCAACGUUCACGAGUAGUUAGAUUCGGUACAACAUGACAAGAUUCGAUUUAUGCAAUCAUUCUUUCUCAAUAUUCAAUGAUUCUUACAGGUGAAUUUCUACUCUCUUUUUUUUUUUUUUUUUU
Striga asiatica is the source of this 2273-nucleotide messenger RNA. NCBI's taxonomy places the organism in Eukaryota, Viridiplantae, Streptophyta, Magnoliopsida, Lamiales, Orobanchaceae. The record is from the annotation of a GenBank genome assembly.